UGUUGAGUUGUUGCAGUUGACAGAGUCCACUCCAUGUAUUCCGGCUCUACAAAUCCAAUGUAUUGACGUGAAUCUCUUAAAUGACACCCCCAUGCAUGCGUGCAAUGCCCUGGAAUUUGUCGACUGCUUCUUGAUUAAACCCUCCUGAAAUAGACAUCCUUGUAAUACUCGAUUGUCCCCCUCCCUCUAGUAAAGUAAGUUUUUAAGGUGAAUCCACCAAUGUAGGAGGUCGUGCGGUGCGAAAUCAGUUGCUUCUUUGUCCCUUUAUCUAAAGCUAAAUCCCUAUCCCUCAACAUUUAUAUAUACACCUUUGAAGCGCAAACGGAGGAGGGGAUAGGGGAGACGUACUAGCGCGCCUCAUUGAGGGAUUUUCAACCAUGGCGUCUUCUCUGCCGAAACAGCCUCUACUAUUGUUCAUCUCCUCCUUGUUCCUGGUACUCCUUUUGUCGCCUCUCGUGCUCGGGUCAUCUAGAGGAGGCGGCCGACCUGCUUCCCUUACGUACCACAGAGGACCUCUCCUCACCGGGAAUGUCAAGUUAGGGCUAGUGUGGUACGGACCUUUUGGUCGUGUCCAGAAGAACGUUAUCCGGAGCUUCAUCGAGUCCCUCAACUAUAGGGACCAGCACGGCGCCUACGUGGAGCCUCAGGUGUCCGCCUGGUGGCGUGUCAUUGAGAGCUACCGGCCAAGGAGGAGGGGCGUGGUGGCUCCCAUCAACGUGAAGGUGGUGCGCCAAAUCACCGACAAGAAUUACUCCGUCGGCAAGGUGUUGAUCAUGGACUUCAUCCCUGGUCUCGUCCAAAAGGCAACGGGCGGGGACAAGAAUACCAUUGCCGUCAUCUUUGGCGCCAGGGGUGUCACCGUUCAAGGCCUUUGCAUGGGCAAGUGCUCUCAACACGGAAUCCUCGGGAGGCAGCCAUACAUUUUGGUAGGAGACCCUGAAACCGAGUGCCCAGGGACGUGCGCAUGGCCAUUCUACCCAUCCGACUACGGGCCGAAAGGUGUGACGUUGCAGCCGCCGAGUGGGAACGUGGGUGCAGACGCCAUGGUCGUAUCCUUUGCCUCGGCAUUGGCAGGAAUUGUCACCAAUCCUUAUAACAGCGGGUUCUACCGAGGGUCCCUAACGGAGCAGAUCGAGGCUGGGACGGCAUGCCCUAACAUGUUCGGAAGCGGAGCCUUCCCCGGUUACACCGGCAAGGUGCGGGUCGACCCCGCCAACGGCGGUGCCUUUAAUGCUCGAGGGAUCCAUGGCAAGAAGUUCUUGCUUCCCGCGGUUUGGAACCCGAGAACUUCCUCUUGCUGGACUCCCUUGUAAUUUCAUUAUAGGCAGACAAGAGGGUUAUCCAGGGUCCUCAUCUUUCUUGCACGUUAUCCACAAAAUUAAAUCGCGUUCAAAUUUUCACCCAG
Messenger RNA from Eucalyptus grandis, 1405 nucleotides. RefSeq names its product protein EXORDIUM-like 2. The record is from RefSeq and is a predicted model, not a curated record. NCBI's taxonomy places the organism in Eukaryota, Viridiplantae, Streptophyta, Magnoliopsida, Myrtales, Myrtaceae. The transcript has 2 exons. Bases 378 to 1313 code for a protein of 311 amino acids.